This is a messenger RNA of Thamnophis elegans (Western terrestrial garter snake), 1904 nucleotides long. It is a transcript of the gene UBE2H, whose product is annotated as ubiquitin conjugating enzyme E2 H. Gene Ontology annotation, biological process: protein polyubiquitination; ubiquitin-dependent protein catabolic process. NCBI's taxonomy places the organism in Eukaryota, Metazoa, Chordata, Lepidosauria, Squamata, Natricidae. Gene Ontology annotation, molecular function: ubiquitin conjugating enzyme activity. Gene Ontology annotation, cellular component: nucleus. The transcript is spliced from 7 exons. Bases 340 to 891 code for a protein of 183 amino acids. The record is from RefSeq and is a predicted model, not a curated record.
GAGGCUUUGGCAGAGCCGAGCGAGCGGCCGAGCGAGCGGCAGAAGCGGCGAUUGGGGUGCGGGCGGGCGCAGGAAGCGGCGGCGGAGGAAGGAGAAGGAGAAGCCGAGCGGCGGCGGCGGCGGCGGCGGCAGCGGAGGGAGGGGGGGGGCCAGCCGCGGGGCAGGAAGAGCCGGCUCGCGAAAGGAGGGGCCGCGAGGGAGGCCUCCGCGCAGGCGCACCGCGGGCCCCCUCCCCGACGAAGCGUCCCCCCCCCCCCACACAGUCCCCGCGCGCCGAGGGGUCCUGACAGGCCUCGCUCGAGACUCCGCCCGGGAGGGGCCGCCGGCCGGGGGGGCACCAUGUCCUCCCCCAGCCCGGGCAAGAGGCGGAUGGACACCGACGUGGUCAAGCUUAUCGAGAGCAAACACGAAGUCACAAUCCUCGGAGGACUCAACGAAUUUGUAGUGAAGUUUUAUGGACCACAAGGAACACCGUACGAAGGUGGCGUGUGGAAAGUUCGCGUGGACCUUCCUGACAAAUACCCUUUCAAAUCCCCAUCUAUAGGAUUCAUGAAUAAAAUUUUUCAUCCCAACAUCGACGAAGCGUCAGGAACUGUAUGUCUAGAUGUAAUUAAUCAGACUUGGACAGCUCUCUACGAUCUUACCAAUAUAUUUGAGUCGUUCCUGCCCCAGUUGUUGGCCUAUCCCAACCCCAUAGACCCCCUCAAUGGAGACGCCGCAGCCAUGUACCUUCACCGACCAGAAGAAUACAAGCAGAAAAUUAAAGAAUACAUUCAGAAAUAUGCAACAGAGGAAGCCCUCAAAGAGCAGGAAGAAGGGACCGGCGACAGCUCUUCGGAGAGCUCCAUGUCUGACUUUUCAGAGGAUGAGGCCCAGGACAUGGAAUUGUAGUAGGAGCUGCCUCCUGCUUCCUCGGAGAGACUUGGCUUCCUAACCAUGCGCUGAGGAAGAAGCAGACUUAUAACAUUCAUAUUUAAACAAAGCAAUUUUUUAUUACUAAACAAGGUUUUUAUGAAUAAUAGCAUUCAGAUAUAUAUACAUAUAUAUAUAUCACCCUUUAGAUCUUGAUUUUUCUUUUUUUUUCUUUUUUGGUCAUUUCUUGAGAGCCUCCCCUUCCCCACCCCUCCCAAAAAAAAAAAAUGCAUCGCGGUGCGUUUCCGACAUUCCACUUGGUAGCAAUAUGAACACCCCCCCCCCCCGGUGCAUGCUUGCAUCUUAUCUUCGUGAUUCCAUUUCAGCUGAGUUCAAACCUCCCCUUUCCCCCCCCUGCCCUUCCCCACCCCACCCCCCAAAAUCCGUUGCUUCGCUCGGGAGGGAAACCGGAUAAUGCCUCCCCCCUCCCCAAUUUUUUAAUUUUUAAACUUCGCUCUCUGUUUUUUUUCCCCUUUUUUUCCUCCUUUCUUUCUUUUCUUUUUUUUUUUCCCAAGUCGAGCGUUCCAAAGACAAGCAAAGACACCCUUGGAUGCAAACGCGGAACAGCACUUUGAGAAUGUAAAAGUAGAAGGUUUUUUGGGGGGGGGAGGGGCGGGGAAGGGAGGGGGGACGCGUGCGAUUUAAUCGAUGGAAAAUGAUAAGGCCGUGAAGUCAACGGUGCUUCGUUGUUUGUUUAUUUUAUUUUUUUCAGCCUGGCUGCUUUAUUCGAAAAAGCCUUUUUUGGAUGGAGUUCACCUUUUCAAUUUUUCAUUCUUCUUCUUCCCCCUCCCCUUUUUUUUGGUGUGGUCUUUCAAAGAGCAAGACCCCCCAACCGGAGCCACCAAUCGAAUGCAUGGAGUUUCUUCUUGACGUGUCCGAUUUUUUUUUUGUUUACGAAGCAGCUGUGAAAUUUCCCUUAACGGACUUCCUGUCUGCUUAGAACUGGUGAUGGCGGUGAUGAUGCUACUGGUGUGUGUGGUUUUUUUUUUUUU